Messenger RNA from Periophthalmus magnuspinnatus, 2865 nucleotides. Its product is annotated as zinc finger protein 791-like. Gene Ontology annotation, biological process: regulation of transcription by RNA polymerase II. The transcript has 3 exons. Gene Ontology annotation, molecular function: RNA polymerase II cis-regulatory region sequence-specific DNA binding; DNA-binding transcription factor activity. The coding region runs from base 325 to 1194 and encodes 289 amino acids. The record is from RefSeq and is a predicted model, not a curated record. Lineage: Eukaryota; Metazoa; Chordata; Actinopteri; Gobiiformes; Gobiidae.
GAGCCGGAAGUGACGGCGGAAGAGGAGGCGAGACACGAGGGGUCUUCCAAAAUGGCGCCGUAAACACAAUUUGUAGCAGCUCUAAAUACGCUACUCGGGUACUAAACCAGGACUAAAUCAGGAUUUAACCAGGUCUAAAGUAGGACUAAGCCAGAAGGAAUAAACUAGGACUAAGCCAGGUCUAAACCAGGACUACACCAGCUUCAAAGCAGGUAUAAGGCAGGACUAAAUCAGGACUAAACCGCGACUGUCGCAGGCUUCCAGCGUUUUUCUCAUUUCCUGGAUCUAUCUCGUGUUUUUGCCUCAAACCAACCAAACCCAGACAUGGCUUGUCCCGGGCCACUGCCGCCUCCUCAGGCCGCUUCACGGGACUUGUUCAUCGGCCCGGAGCCUCAUAACGAGCCGCUGGAGGAGUCGCUUGUGGAGCCGCUUGUGGAGCCGCUGGAGGAGCUGCGGAGCUUCGUGAACGCUCGGUUAUCUGCGGCCGUGGAGGACAUUCUGCUCGCGGUGGGGAAGACCGUGACGAGGUUCCUACACGAAUGUCCACAGCAGAGGAUGCAGCAGGUCGGCGUAGAGCUCAAAGAAGAGCCGCCUGGAGCAUCUGAAGGCAAUGUAUUUGUGGAGGCCUCAGACUGGCCCCUCCUUCGGCUGCCCCUGACCCCGGGGCCCAUCUUUAAACAGGAGCAGAGCAGCAGGGAGCACAUUCAAGAGGAGCCACAGCAGGAACACAAGGACAUGGCAACCCCCACAGAUAUUCCUUCAGUUCCUUCGUUCUUCUUGAACUCGGCUCCAGAACCGAGCCCAGAACCCUGCAUCCCUGAGCCCAGAGCCCAGAAGAAGGUCCGAUACCACUGUCCUUUCUGUGGCAAAGCUUUCACUAAAACUGACAACUUCAAGUGUCACCUGCGCACACACACAGGAGAGAAGCCUUUCAGCUGUUUAGAGUGCGGGAAACGCUUUGCCUACCAUGCUUCCUUCAACAAUCACAAGCUCACACACUCCGGAGAGAGACCUUACAGCUGUCCAGUCUGUGGGAAGGCCUUUGUGUUGAAGGCGGUCCUGAAGCAGCACAUGUUCACUCAUCAAGAGCAGAAACCUUUCAGCUGUCCUGUCUGCACCAAAGGGUUCUGCAACAAACAGGGCCUUAAACAGCACAUGAGCAAACACUGUAAGGUCUCUGCUCUCAUUGGAUAAACCAGAGUGGAAUUGAGGGGGCAGGACUAAAACAAGGACUGAAGCAGGAUUGAAGCUCACAUGCUUGAACGGCACAUGAGUAAACACCUGUAACGUCUCUGCUCUUAUUGGAUCAAUAGAUUAGAAUUGAGGGGCCUUUCCCUUUGCCCUAACAUGUUUUGUGCACCCCUCUGAAGGGGUUGCCGUUCGAAUAUUCAAGCCUCGAGAGAGGAGGGGGAUAAGACCUUGCACCGUGAGGGAGGUGCAGAUGGCUCUUUAGAAGGUGUACAUUACACUGGAGAGCAGCACCACAUAAAACACACGGCAAACUAGUUUAGCUACAUUUAAUUUGAUUUCUGUAGAAAUGUAUGUGCAUUUAUUUUGGCCUGGAAAACAGAGUUGAAGCAAGAUAAAUACAUUUUUUGAGAUGUGAAAUAAGAUGCACUAAUUAAACACACAUUUCAUGUUUUAACAUAUAUGAAAAUAAGUGCUUAAAUACAAAACUAUUCAUACUGGCGUCAUUCGUUUGAGCAAGUUUUACAAUGAACUGUAUAAAGACACUGGUAGGAAAUAUUGUCAUAUUUAGAGGACUUUAUAUUGCUGUCAAAUAUUUACACAGCACAAAUACUAAAAUAACCCAAAAGGUGGCGUUGUAACACACCAUUAAAGUGUCAACCUCCAUUAAAGUCGUUGGAGUGAGUGUAAAUCGUCUUGAUAGCAAAGUGCUGUACAUGGUCAUUAAGGCCCUUCCAAACUUCAGGGGACUUCAGAGCAGGUGUACUGUGAGGGGCUAGAGAGAGGGAGGAAGAGCUGCUUUGGGAAAGGGUAGAUAUGUCUCUAGUCAUUCUACAGAUGUUUCUUUGUGUCAGAUGCCCUCCCAUCCUCCAGUAUACCUGAAGUGUUAAGACUUAGAUGGUGCAGGUCAAAUGUGGCUGGAUCCAAGCUCAGACCUGCUCCAGACCCAUUAAACCCCCAACGACACAAGUGGUCAGAUUGUUUAAGAUGGAGGAGCAGAAGGGUCAGCUUUAAAUACAUUUUAUAUGGAUAGAUACCGAAUUCUGUGAAUUUGAUUAAAAUUUGGGCUGAAGCUGAAUCUGAAGCUGUGUUCUUUUUCCUGUGGCAGAGUGGUUUGCUCUUGUGUAGUUGUAAAGUUGUGAAGUGUUUGAGAAGUUCAGGUGUUCAGGAGCACACUGAAAUCUGAUUAUCUUAUUUCUGGACCUUUAAAAUGACAUUCAAACCACUUAAUCUGAUGUGAAUGAUCCAAGGGACCAUGAUCAGAAAGAAAAAAAAAGGUAUAUAUAUGUAUCUGUUUAAUAGUCUUUUAAUUCAAAAAAUUUAUAAUAAUCAGAUUUAGAGUCCAAUCGUGCGGCCAUAUCCAGUGUGAUAGUGCACAUCGGCUUCAUUGACAUUAAACCACAACAGUUUGAGGUGCUGGAGAGUCAAAUCAUUUAUAGACACGGUGCUAAAGUCGGGGACACAAUGCGUAAUGUCUGCUCCAAUUCCAUGUCCCGGUUUUGAGGAAAAACUCUUAAAUAAGUGAUAAAGUUAUUACAAAGUUUUUUCAUUGUGACAGGCAGCCAUUUAUGUCAAAGAUCACCUGUCUGUGGACCUUCUGUUCUCCUCAAAGCCUAAAUGUUUUGAAUAUCUGUUUCUGUUUCGCUUGUAAAUGAUAAAUAAAUGACUAUUGCUGGU